GUGCUAUUGCUUACUAUGUCCACUCCAAAUCAUCAUUAAGGUAACUACAAUCAUUAUUUAAUCAGUAUAAGAUUUCCUUCCACCAUUGUCGCAUCAGAACUGCUGAACUUGUAAAUACAUACAGAGUUGCACGGCAGUGCAACAUUUUGGAAAAGGAAUUCUCGCCUGGAGUUGAAUUACCUAGUGCACGUGUAUAUGUGAGGUUUAACGGGUGGACCGGAUUUAUUAAUAGGCAAUUUAACCUUAAAACUGAAUGGUUCGUAUAUUUUGUUGAUAGUUUUUUUUAAGAACGAAUUAAACACCGCAAACAGCAUAACGAAAUGAGCUUACUUCAAUGCCGACACUGAAUAAAUCAACUAAAUGUGCUCUGGCUUCAUUCAACUAACCAACAACCUAUUCAACAACCUGGCAAACCUCCUGACACAUUUAGUUACAUAAUCCAUGUGCUCUCUUGGGAGUUGACGCUUCUUUCAACGGAAAGUCGAGUCAUCAACUGGAACAAUAAUAUUGAUCAAAGCGCAUUCACGUAGUGUGAUCCGAAUGUAAAUUUUCUGGUAUAAUUCAUGGCGGUGCACCUUUGUGAAUUUAUUAGCUCAGUUCCUCUCUAAAUCAUUCUGUGAGUGAAGCUUCACUCCACACUGAACGGAAUCAUGACAUCAACUCAAAGCAGUCAAGAAGUGUUAGCUGACCACGACACCGUGGGAGGAGACAACACGUCCAAUAAGGCAAAAUCGACUAAUAUAUUUCUCCGAUUGAUUCAGUAUCAUUACAGAGUAACAAAGUACGAGAAAAGUGAAGAGCAAGUACUUCGCGAGUCCAAACUUUUACCAUGCAUCCCUUUCAAUCGCUGGUUUCUAAUUCCUGCCGCGGUGAUCAUUCAGUUUUGUUGUGGAUCGCUUUAUGCGUGGUCAGUAUUCAAUCAGCCAAUUGAUGUCUUGAUUUACGGCGAAGUUGUGAAUAUGGCCCCGAUUACUUUCUACAUAGCAGUAGGUUCUUUCGGCUUGUCGGCUGCCACGUUUGGACCUUGGUUGGAGAGAAAUGGGCCGAUGGUGUCGUGCUUGUUGGGAACCACUUUAUUUGUCGUUGGAAAUUACAUCACCGCACUUGCACUCUACCUGCGACUGAUUUGGCUAGUUUUUGUGGGGUAUGGCAUCACGAGUGGGGUUGGACUCGGAAUUUGCUAUAUUUCACCAGUGUCGGCCCUUCAGAAAUGGUUUCCUGAUAAACGAGGAAUGGCGAGCGGGCUUGCCGUCUGUGGCUUCGGAGCUGGCUCUAUUAUUUUUGCAAAAGUGCAAUUACCUCUCUAUAAUAACGUUGGGUUGCCCUUAACGUUCGUAGUUCUUGGAUCGGUUUAUCUUGUUCUCAUGGUUCUGUCCGGCCUGGUUCUAAGGACACCACCUCCAAAUUUUAGCGUAGGCAGCGAUCAGACUGAAAACGGAAAAGUUGUAGAAGCCCAUGCAAAUGGAGACCCACCCGAUAAAAUCUCUUUAAUUGACGCAUUAACGUCAAAUAACUACAGAUUCAUGUACGCCAUGUUACUCGCAAACAGUAUUUUCGGUCUGGUUGUCAUCUCUCGCUUAGCAAACAUGACGAAAGAAAUUUUUGGUAAAACUCCGGACGAAGGGGCCACAGUGGUAUCUAUAAAUGGACUGUUCAAUCUAGGAGGGCGAUUAUGCUUCUCAAUAUUGUCGGAUUACAUAGGCAGAAAGAACUGUUUUAUAAUCAUGUUAACGUCACAAUUAAUUAUUUUGGGAAGCUUCUCAACAAUUACAACUACCCAAACCUACUGGGCGUUCUUGAUGACAAUGUUUAUAAUCUCGUCGUGCUAUGGGGCAGGGUUUGGAGUAAUACCAGCCUUUCUUUCGGAUACUUUUGGCGCUACCAAUAUCGGGUCUGCCCAUGGAUUAAUUUUAACUGCUUGGUCGUUGGCAGGAGUGUGCGGCGGGUUGACAUUCACGGCAGUCUUCAAUGCCUACAGGGACGGCGCCCAUCCAUCCGACCCACACCCUUACAAUAUCAACGUGUGGUGGAUUUUUGGCGUCGUGUUUCUGGGCUGGAUCGCCUUAUUAUUUGUGACUCCCACAGCCAAAGAUAGAGCUUUCACAAGACGGCCGAGAUCGUUUUUCAGGAGCAUCAUAAAUCGUAUAACGAAUCGAGAGAGAAGUUUUGAAAUGAAUUAAUUAGUAAUUGAAUUACAUAAACGCAUUUUUGGAAGGAUCUCGUCGAAAAUGUUUUUUUUUACUUGCCCAUACAUAAAAUCAAUCGCUUACCUGUCGAAUAUAUACGAAAACGCGUUACAUGUAAUAUGGUUGCGCUAAAGAGUAUGUUUCAGUAACUGGUAAUAAAUUACUUGUUGCUGCUGUCUUGCUGGAGUAAAGUAACGUGCGAAUAACUAAUGCAGCUGUUAUUAAUUUAUUACAAUAUAUUGCACAGCUAUGAAAAUAUGAUUAAUCACAAUUUAAUGAUCGUCGUUUUACAGUAUACGCGUAGUUGUAAAUAUCCUAAUGUAUAAUUGCAAUGAGAUUUGCAUAUCACAUUUUUAUGGCCAUAAAUAUUCACAAUAACUUUAAUCUAUCUAAGUACGUCUAAUGUUAAUAUUAUUUGAAAUAUAACUUUUUCGUCCUUCAA
Folsomia candida is the source of this 2628-nucleotide messenger RNA. RefSeq names its product L-lactate transporter. Gene Ontology annotation, biological process: transmembrane transport. Gene Ontology annotation, molecular function: transmembrane transporter activity. The transcript has 12 exons. Bases 651 to 2180 code for a protein of 509 amino acids. Lineage: Eukaryota; Metazoa; Arthropoda; Collembola; Entomobryomorpha; Isotomidae. The record is from RefSeq and is a predicted model, not a curated record.